Molecule: messenger RNA, 2142 nt
Organism: Vicia faba (fava bean)
Lineage: Eukaryota; Viridiplantae; Streptophyta; Magnoliopsida; Fabales; Fabaceae
Source: the annotation of a GenBank genome assembly
AUGUCGCGCAAUUUCUCUGAUAUCUUUGAUGAAAAGAGGUUUAUCAGUUCUCUUGCUGAUGAUAUAAAAAUCAUCAAGAAACUUCCCAAGAAUCUGGCUAAUGCAACCAAAAUGGUGAAGCAGUUCAAAAGCUGGUCUGGUAUAGAGUACUAUCAAAAAGAGAUUUCAGCCCUUUGGGAUGAUUUCAAAGUUAUUCAAGCUUCCAAAACCGAUUCUCGAUUAGCGAAUAACAAUCUACCUCUAGAUAUUCAAAAGCUUUGUUGUCGUGCUUGUUUUGAAGCUCUUCGUUUCUCUCCUCGCAUUGAAAAGAUGGGAAAAUUAUUGGUGGAGAGGAUGAGAUCAUUUGAACUACGAAUUAUCAGAGAGAAUACUACUUAUUGGAAAAGAAAGCAUAUUGAUCCUACUGAAGAGAGGUCUAAAGGGAAUUGUCCCUUAACUCCAAAGGAAGUUGGAAUUUUCCUUAGUGCUCUUGGAUAUCCUACAAGGACUCCUAUAUAUAUUGCUGCAGGGGAGAUAUAUGGGGGUGAGUCUCAUAUGACUGAACUGCGAUCGCGAUAUCCGUUUUUAAUGAGCAAGGAAAAGUUGGCAUCUAUUGACGAACUUGAACCAUUUUCAAAUCACGCAUCUCAAAUGGCUGCUCUUGACUAUAUUGUAUCUAUUGAAAGCGAUGUGUUUGUACAUUCUUACCCUGGAAACAUGGCACGGGUUGUUCAAGGUCAUCGUCGUUUUCUUGGGAAAGGAAGAAUCGUAUCUCUAUAUAGUGUUUGUUGUAAUGCUCAACUCAAGAUUUUGGGGUUCUUAAAACUUGGUUGGGUUGCAGGACUUCUACCAUUUCAUCCUGAUUUGCUAGGUUUGGUUCAGCAUUUCCUUCUACUUUUCUUGAGUGUUGUUGCAUCUGUUAUGGCUCUUCCAAGCCUUGAAACAUCAGGAAGGUUACUUUUACAUCUGAAUGAGGUCAACAGGACAUCUAGUUCUAAAAGAACCAAGAAGUCUAGCUAUAAAGUGGGAUCACUGGUUGAGGCAGAGAUUACUGACAUAAAAACUUUUGAGCUGGAACUGAAGUUUGGAUUUGGCUUACACGGCAGGGUUCACAUAACAGAGGUACAUGAUGCAAAUGAUUUGGAAAAUCCAUUUUCUGGCUACAAAAUUGGGCAAACAGUGACGGCAAGAAUAGUUUCAAAGCCUAAUGAUGCUGAUAGCAGCAGAAAUGGAUCACGGUGGGAGCUUUCAGUCCGACCUGAAAUGGUUACAGGUUCCAGUGACAUAGGAGACAAUAUAUCAGAGAAACUGGACUUUAAGAUUGGGCAAUGUGUGGCUGGUUAUAUAUAUAAAGUCGAAAGUGAAUGGGUCUGGUUAGCAGUUUCUCGAAAUGUUAAAGCUCAGCUACAUAUUCUUGAUAGUUCUACUGAACCCAAUGAGCUUGAGGAUUUCCAAAAUCGAUAUCAUGUUGGAAGACUUGUUUCUGGUCAUGUUCCGAGUUUCAGCUUGGAGAAGAAGCUCUUGCGGUUGGUUCUACGCCCCUUCUCUACUCUCCCUCUCAGAACUGAUGAAGAGCCACAAACUAACCUUGUGAAUAAGGAGUUGACAACACAUAUUCGUGAAGGAGAUAUUUUAGGAGGAAGGAUUAGUAAAAUACUUCCUGGUGUUGGAGGACUGCUUGUACAAAUUGGUCCUCAUACAUAUGGAAAAGUGCAUUUUACUGAACUUACAGAGAAAUGGGUGCCUGAUCCGUUGUCUGGAUAUCAUGAAGGGCAGUUUGUCAAAUCUGUUGUUCUUGAAGUUAGCAACACUGUCAGGGGAAAGUUCGAUGAUGCUUUGCAGAAGUAUAAGUUGGCCAAGGAAAACAUCAAAGAGAUUCCAUCUUUUCAAAGUAGAAAACUUCUUUUGGCAUGCUCACUUAACUUGAUGGCCUGCUACUUGAAGACAAGGCAGUAUGAUGAAUGCAUAAAAGAAGGCAUAUGUUGCUGUCGUACAGUGAAUCAAAACUAUGCAAAUAUUAUUUUGAUGCUUUUACGUCUCCGUCAGGCUUGUGAUCACCCACUUCUUGUUAAAGAAUACAAUUCUGAUCCUGUUGAUGGUAGACGUUCAUCUGAGUCUAGCUACCGUAUUGGAGAUAAUGGAACUUCAGGGGGGACAAAUUAG